Molecule: messenger RNA, 1827 nt
Organism: Oryzias melastigma (Indian medaka)
Lineage: Eukaryota; Metazoa; Chordata; Actinopteri; Beloniformes; Adrianichthyidae
Gene: sdc2
Product: syndecan 2
Exons: 6
Coding region: 362-991 (209 amino acids)
Biological process (GO): cell migration
Cellular component (GO): membrane; cell surface
Source: RefSeq, a predicted model, not a curated record
UCUAUGUAUCCCAACUUGUGCCAGCAGGGGGAGCCUUUGCCCGCGUGACUCUAAACUCAGACCCCACACGAGCGCGCGCCUCUGUGCGCAGCUGACGAUCAGCUGACUCCGCUCCGGAGGACCAGCUCGCCCACGCUCAGACUGCCGCGUCAGAGCGUGACUCCCCCCGAGCAAGCGACGUGUCCUCGCGGGGAUUUCAGCAGCCGGGGGCGCCGCGCGCUUGUUUGCGUGAAUUCAGCCAGGUUUGCGGAGGGGCAGGAGGAGAAGGAGGAGGAGUAACCCCCCCUCCGGCGCAACACGUCUCCGAGCUGCGGGAGGAAGAGGAGGGGAAGGAAGGCUGUUGGAGCCGUGCGAAGGAGCCAUGAGGAGCGCGUGGAUCGUGCUGACCGUCGCGCUGAGCGUCUUCCUCUGCGGGGACACGAGAGCAGCAGCUCAGGCCUCCUCACAAACGGAUGACCUGUUCCUGGAGGAGCCCGGCUCAGGAGGCUUCUACCCUGAAGAUGACGACGACUUUAACUCUGGAUCUGGCUCAGGUGCCGGAGGAGAGGAGGAGGAGGAGGCGCCGAUGACCACCAGCAUUGUCUUUGAAGAGGCCAAAACAGCUCAGCCCACCCAGACCAUCGGUAAAGACUUCAUUCCAAAAGUAGGCGCCGUCCCAGACAGAGGAGGCUCCCGGAAAGACUUCCCAAGGAAACCCAUCACAACCGAGUCUCCAGUUCCAGUCUCAGAGGACCAGAGAAUCAGUACGACCGGUUCUCCAGGUUCUGGCCCGGAGCCCGUUGAGGUCCACUCAGAGAACCUUUUCCAGAGAACGGAGGUGUUGGCAGCUGUAAUUGCAGGCGGCGUGAUCGGCUUCCUGUUCGCCAUCUUCCUCAUCCUCCUGCUCGUCUACCGCAUGAGGAAGAAGGACGAGGGCAGUUACGACUUGGGGGAGAGGAAGCCCUCCGGCGCGGCUUACCAGAAGGCCCCCACCAAGGAGUUUUAUGCAUAAAGCCCCGCCCAGUUGGCUGAAACAUCGCCAGAGACUGUCCACUAGAGUCCACGAAAAGCCGUGUGAGCACACCAAGCAGCAGCCAAACAUGGCAGAGGUCGAAUGAGAAGCUUUUAGCGUCCUUGCAGAGACUUUUUUCUUCUCUCUUUUUGAAACCAUGACAGCCGGCUCUUGACGAGUUCUGCCGCGGAGCGCUGCUAACCGUAGCAGCACGAAAACGCAAAGUUUGAGUGGAAACGAGCAUCAAUUAACAUCCUUGUUCGCGCUUCGAAGGAGCGUCUUCUGUAGUCCGGACGCCGUUCAUUCAUGCCUUUCAGUAUUUGCUUUAGCGACUCUUCGUCAGCUUCUCACUGUUUUUUGUUCCUUUUACUGUCGUCUACAGAAGGUCGGAAUUCAAAACCCACCAACCUGCAGGUUUGCUUGAGCACAUUUCCUAGUUUUUCACGUUCAGUACAGCUUUCACCUGAAGGGGGCGCUGUUAUUUUUGACCCACACAUGCACAACUCGCUCAAGUUUCCGGACGCUCCUGAAGUUUUCCCAACGCCUGGAGGCCCCUGUUACCAUGCUGAGUGCGAACACCACAGAGUGGCUGCAGCCAGGUCACAUGACUUUUAGACCCCGCCCUCUGCUCUGUAUUAUUAUUUUUUAUUUUUUGUGUGGCUCCAUGGGUUUGCCUGGUUUUGUGCCGCUGCUCUUUCGACAUCCAGAGGUCACGUGGUCAGCCACACCCACUCACACCCAAAGACUGUUUAUUGCCCCGCCCCCACGUGUUUCCUGUAUGUUAGUUUUUAUUCUUUGUUAGCAUAUGAGAUGAUAUUAAAGUAUAUAUAAGUAUA